AUGGAUGGAAUCAUCAAAUUUUACGAUUUGGCUCCAUCGACUAGUUCAACACAUUACUUUUCUCCGAAUACUUGGAAGACCCGCAUGGGUCUUCUACACAAGGGUGUAGAAUUUGAAACUAUACCUGCAACUUUGCUUGACUUUCGAAGAGAUUUAGCCAGACGUUCAAAUCAACCUCAUAUUUCUGCGCCGGCUAUCGAAUUGCCUGAUGGAACAUUCAUCUAUGAUUCAUUUCUCAUUGCUGAAUGGUUAGAAAAUACUUAUCCUGAUGCCCCAUCGUUGUUUACCGGUGAUGGUAAAUUAUCAUGUGAUGCUCGACCAGAGCACAUAAUUGUCGGUAAGAAUUAUGCACGUAUGAUUGAUUUGGGUCUCGGAGCUUCUAAACCGGAAUGGGCCGUUUGGUUUGAUUUAUUCUUUCCCCAACUUGAUAAGCUAAUUGCAGGCGACGAACAUCGUGCUUAUUUCAUAUCCGAUGCACGACAUGGCCCACAAGGGUAUCAAAAAUUACUCGCGCUCGAUCGUCAAGAAUUAAUUCGUCGUGCUAAAAUGAAUGUACAGCCUCUAGUACAAGUCUUACGCGAACAUCCAAACGAAUAUUUUCAAGGAACACAUCCAGGUCAAGUAGAUUAUGUUAUUUUUGGUCGUUACGCUUACUGUCGUAUGCUUGAUGCAAAACUAACAAAAGAAAUCUGGAAUGAUCAAGGAGAAGAAUUAAACAAUUGGAUACAAAGGUUGUCUCAAGCUCAUGAUCGGCAUGCUCAACAAAUUUUUGACAGUUGUGCUCUUAUCGACUGA
This is a messenger RNA of Rotaria sp. Silwood1, 795 nucleotides long. NCBI's taxonomy places the organism in Eukaryota, Metazoa, Rotifera, Eurotatoria, Philodinida, Philodinidae. The record is from the annotation of a GenBank genome assembly.